Cyclocybe aegerita is the source of this 1398-nucleotide messenger RNA. Lineage: Eukaryota; Fungi; Basidiomycota; Agaricomycetes; Agaricales; Hemipholiotaceae. The record is from the annotation of a GenBank genome assembly.
AUGCGGACACGCAUUGAAAAAAGACGACACGACAACGUCUUCAACGAGUACACCCCCGCUCAAUGUCGAUACAAUGCUCUCGAGAAUGAAUGGGACCUGUUUGAAGAAUUUGCACUGGAAGUCAAGUCGAAGAAUGGUCAGGAUUAUGCGGGCUAUGAGCAUUCAGACAGUGAGGAUGAUGGCUUUGAUCCUUUUGAAGGCUACGAGCACCUUUAUGUCAGUGAAGACCAGAACGUCUCACCAACCUCUCCAGACGGAAUCCCCCCCUCUGGUGCCUCUCCUGGUGCCUCCCCCGCCUCUCCUGAACCUGAUGAAGUAGCAGUACCCAUGGAUGCUGAAACCAACCUCCUGGUUUCCCUCCGCCUUAUGUACGGAUUCAACCCAUCCCCUACUGCUCAAACACCCCACCCUCAAGCACCCAACCUCCGGAGUUGGUCAGAUGUCCUGGGUGUCAUCGGGACAAAAUCAGAACCUGAUGUCUCAGACCGAGACAAGGUUCUAAUUCGCGAGUUCAUUUCAUGCCUCAUCGACAGCUCUUCGGGAUUGCCAGCACCCUCCGACGACCUCAACGCAACAUCGGAUCAGCCUUUGGCAACAUCCUUUGCGCUCGACACUGUGGAACGCAUCAGUGAGGACCUAUACGUGUUCAAGCUACCUCCUUCCCCCUCUUGCAAAUGGGUCAUCAGUGUUGAUCGCCCCAUGACUGUUCUUUACAUCUGUCGACUGGUCGCCUCCGCUCCGAACAUGCAUACGGUGCUGACAAUCGCCUACCACCUACUUGAGCACCACAUACCCUUCCGCACCCUCCUUCUGCAGGCCUCCUCGGAGCCCGAACAGCUCAAUCUCCCAUACGCAGACAACGCCAACCGUUUUAACAAGCACCAAUUCACGACAGCAGACUUCGACAGUGCUAUGCUCGAGUGCCGCGCGCUGCUGGGCCGCCCGCAAGGGCGAGCUGCAAUACUUCGCGGUGGCAUUGUAGGGAGGAUUGCAAGGGAAUUCGGUAGUAAGGAGUCUGGGUUGCAAGGACCGUCCAUCGAGGUCACAGUGCAUCAUUCGGGGUACUUUGUCCCGUCUAAACACGACAGGUAUUUCUACUGGGAUGACGACCUCACUGGUGAGGAGAUUGCAUGGCGUGGCGAGCAGACAACAACGGUCUCGUGGUUCCCUCCUCCGGACAUUUGGGACAAGCAGGGUUAUGGCUGGCCAGGAUGGACGGAAACUAACAAGGAGUUUUUCCAGCAGUGGAUAGCAGACAUUCGCAAGGGCAAUGCCAAACCCCUGUCGCGUCAAAACUGGUGGCGCAAGGUUCGUAGCAUCAAGAACACGAGGUCGGUGCUUAAGAACAACAGGGAACGGGCAAAGGCAUACGUCGAGUUGAACAUUCAUGCUAUGUAG